Messenger RNA from Anopheles bellator, 2419 nucleotides. RefSeq lists its product as uncharacterized. Gene Ontology annotation, biological process: monocarboxylic acid transport; transmembrane transport. The transcript is spliced from 4 exons. Gene Ontology annotation, molecular function: monocarboxylic acid transmembrane transporter activity. NCBI's taxonomy places the organism in Eukaryota, Metazoa, Arthropoda, Insecta, Diptera, Culicidae. The coding region runs from base 344 to 2419 and encodes 691 amino acids. The record is from RefSeq and is a predicted model, not a curated record.
CGCGCCGUUCGGUUGCUUUGAUUGGAAUUGAUGUGAUUAUGUAAAAACGUGUCGUCUGAGCUGCAUCGUUAAAACAACGCGAUUAUUCGUUCGGAAAGGGUCCAUCGAACCCCCCGAGUGCCCCCCGGUUGGUGACAAGAUCGGCCCCAAAUGAACGGGUUUGUUGUGUACGGGUCGUGUGUGAUAAAGCAAUUUAGGCCACCAACUAGAGGUGCGUGCGGUGUUGGGCAAUAUUUAAAGUGCGUUCAUCCAGUGCCACUACUAUGAAAAAACCCAUCGGAAACGGAGACUGCUGACCGUUCACGAGCAGCUGGCAGACACAGCUCAAAGGAAGCCACUGAAGAUGGCCUCGGUGGAGCAACGGAUCAGCAAACCACCCGACGGCGGCUGGGGUUGGAUGGUCGUGUUUGCGUACGGUCUGGCGAACAUCAUGAUAGUGCCCGUGCUGCAGAGCUUUGGAUUGAUUUUUCGGGACACGUUUCGCGAGAUCGGCAUAUCGGCCACGAAAGCCUCCGUCAUCAUCAACCUCGCGUCCGCCGUAGGCAUGGCGCUCGGGCUGUUCAACGGACCGUUGCUGCGCAAGUACGGCUUCCGGAAGCUGGCCGUGGCCGGGGGGACCCUGUUUUCGGCAGGACUGAUGCUCACGUCGUCGGCCGUUAAUUUUGCGCACUUCGUCAUUACCUACAGUAUUAUCGCUUCCCUCGGUAUGGGAUUUUGCAACUCAUCGUUCUCGCUCGCCCUGAACACGUACUUUGCGGUGCGCCGUAACAAGGCGGCCGGCAUCGCGAUGACCAUCACCGGGCUGGGCCCGAUCCUGUUCCCGCAGCUCGUGUCGCUACUGAUCGCGCUGUACGGCCCACGGUACUGUCUGCUCAUCAUUGGCGCCCUAGCCACGCACAUCGUGGCCGGUGCGCUACUGCUGCAACCGGUCAAAUGGCACAUGCUGCCGGUGGGGCGACCGCACGAACAACCGGACGCGCAGAGGACCCCUGCGAUCGAGGUGAAAAUACCCGAAGACGAAGACGAAGACAACAACAAUGAUCGGCGGCCCGGCCAGGACGCCGAGGAUGAUGAAUUUCUCGAGAAGCGGAGCGAUCGGUUCAUCGAUCACGAUGUGGAUACGCAGAGCAUUUACGGGUUCGAGCUGACCUCACAGCUCCGACAGCCCCCGGCCCGAUCGUUCUCCGUUCCGGCCGGCACCACCGAUGAUGGUCCCAUUUCGAGGGCCAAAAGUGAAGUGCUGGCCUCGCUGGUCCUGCGGUGCCCUUCGGAGACACGUUCGCUACAAAACGAACGAAGCCCACCGUGCCCCAAACGGUGGUUUCAAUCGGAUUCCACUGAAACCGUAAAUCUGGGCAGCUCGCUGGGUAUCUGGGACGAACGGAGUGCUGGUGAGCCGGUGGGGCCACCGCCACCACCGAGUAGUAAACCGCAGCGGCGCUUCUCGAGCUUCUCCAGCGUGCGCUUUCUGCCGCUUCAGAAGCGCCUCUUCCAGGGAUCGGCCGAAACCGGGGUUGGCACCGGGAGCUCCGUGCGGCUUGCCGAUGGUACGAUGGUUCGACGCGGAUCGCUCGGAAGUGGCCUACUGAACGGAGCGCCGCAAGGAGGAGGAGGAGGCACGAAACUUCCCGCACUGAGCGAAAACCAGGGGCUCACCGACGAGUCUUCCCGGCUGCCGGUCAUAAUGCGGCAGCUAGAAAACACCACCAAACCUGCCUCCCCGCCGAUAGCGGUGUCUUCCACCCAAUCGGAUGGUUUCGCUGCGAGGCUGGUCCGAUUCUUCGAUCUUACGCUGCUCCAGGACAAGGUGUACGUUAACAUGAUGCUCGGCAUGUCGAUCGCGGUGUUUGCCGAGAUCAACUUCUCGCUCCUGACCCCCUUCAUACUGGGCGAUCUGGGCUACGGCACGCUGCAGAUAGCCUCGAUCAUGUCCACGCUGGCGCUGGCCGAUCUGGUGUUCCGUUUCAUCAGCCCGUUCGUUGGCGAUUACUUGAAGCUCAGCCCGCGCACAAUGUACAUGAUUGCGCUCACGAUGCUGAUCGUGACGCGGUUCAGCAUCCUGCUCGCCCGGAACUACGAGGAAAUGAUGAUCGUUGCGGUCGGGCUGGGCAUUGCGAAGGGCGUCCGGUCGGUUUACAUGAGCCUGGUCAUACCGAGCUACAUCCCACUGAAACGGCUCCCAUCCGCCUCCAGUAUCCAGAUGACGACGAACGGGAUCGUACUGAUGACGAUCGGUCCUUGCGUGGGGGUGCUUCGCGAUUGGACCGGCAGCUACUCGAAGAGCAUCAUUCUGAUCAACGCGUUCACUAUCGUCACACUGCUCAUGUGGACGGUCGAGCUGGUGUACGUACGCCGCUGCCAAACAGCCCCGGCGGGUCCCUCGACCCACCAGCAGGUCGAUGGGAUCCCCCCCCGGUGA